GGCGGCAGCACCGACACACUCUGUAGUUACAGGUUUUAGUAAUAAACUGUUGCCAGGAAUGUAAACAGUGUUCAGAUGCUUGCUAGCUGACUUUGCAGAACCACGCACAGUUAUGGCUUUGCAUUAGCUUCCUCGCACCGAGAUGGCGGUUUUAUAUUGAUCCAUUUGUGUCCGUCAUUUGUUGUUUGAUUGUAUACACGAUUUAUAUGCUGUGACCAUGACCAAAGACAUUGUUGUUGGAGAUGAAUUACCAGACUGGGUGGGGGCCAAGGAAUUUUACCAGAAAUAUGACCCCAAGGAGGUGAUUGGCAGGGGUGUGAGCAGCGUGGUACGCAGGUGUGUGCACAGACACACGGGCCAGGAGCUGGCAGUGAAGAUUAUUGAGAUCACAGCGGAGAAGAUGACAGUCCAGCAGCUGGAGGAGGUGAAAACCUCCACACUAAAGGAGAUCCAAGUUCUCAACAUGGUGAAGGGACACUCCUCAAUCAUUACUCUCAUUGAUUCCUAUGAGUCCACAACCUUCAUAUUUUUGGUGUUCGACCUCAUGAGACGAGGGGAGCUGUUUGACUACCUCACAGAAAAAGUUACUCUGAGUGAGAAGGAAACCAGGAGCAUAAUGCGAGCCCUGCUGGAGGCUGUGCAGUACCUCCACUCCUUCAACAUCGUCCACCGGGAUCUGAAACCCGAGAACAUUCUCCUGGAUGAUCAGGGACACAUCAAACUGUCGGAUUUUGGUUUCUCAGUGCAGCUACAGCCUGGAGAGAAGCUUCGGGAGCUUUGUGGGACCCCUGGUUAUUUGGCCCCUGAAAUACUGAAAUGCUCAAUGGAUGAAACGCACUCAGGCUAUGGCCAAGAGGUCGAUCUCUGGGCAUGUGGAGUGAUCCUCUUCACCUUGCUGGCGGGCUCACCGCCGUUCUGGCAUCGCAAACAAAUGCUAAUGCUGAGGAUGAUCAUGGAGGGUCGCUAUCAGUUCAGCUCCCCAGAAUGGGACGACAGGUCUGACACAGUGAAAGAUCUGAUAUCCAGGCUACUGGUGUUGGACCCAGCUGUCCGUCUCACUGCUGAGCAAGCAUUAGCACAUCCUUUCUUCAGACAGUACCAGAAGGAAGACGUGCGGCUCUUUAUUCCCAGAAAAACAUUUAGGGUGUUGAUAGUCACCGUGCUGGCCUGUAUCAGGAUAUACAGCCGUUACCGCAGGGCUCGUCCGCUGACUCGGGAGGUGCUGGCCAGAGAUCCUUACUCCCUCCGUGGCGUCCGCAAGCUCAUCGAUGGCUGUGCCUUCCGCAUCUAUGGGCACUGGGUGAAAAAAGGGGAGCAGCAGAACCGAGCCGCCCUCUUCCAGAACACGGCUAAGAUCAUGCUGCUGGACCUGGAGGACUUUGAAACAUGAGAAAAUUGACCUCAUUCCUAACCACAUUGAUCUUUUUUUUUUUUUUUAAUUCAUUUGCAUGUGCUGUCAUGUCAAAGUUUGUCUCAUCGAGUUACUGUGUUUAAUUUCUAAGAUGAGGAAUUCAGGGACCGGGAUAUUUGUAUGCCUUAAUGCGCACCGUGAGAGAAAGUGAGAAAUUUCAAGAUAAGCAUGCACAACUCAAUGUUCCUUAUCUGCCUUUUAAACCGAGUUUGUGGCUGUUUUAAACUCUUCAUGUCAGGUCAUCAUGUUUGCAGUGCGGUAGAGACACGCUGCACAAACACGUCAUAUAUACGCACAUUUAUAUGUAUUUAGAAUUCUAACUGUUGAUCAUCAGAAGAUGCAUCUCUAAGCACUGUGUGGCUGAAGUGGACAUUAAAAGCACUGUGAUUAGCUAUUUAAUAGAUUAUUAUAUAAACACUGUAUUGUACUGUAUUAGAGCUCAGAUUUACAGAUAUUCCAGUGUUACAAAUCAAUACCAGAGUACAGGUGUGAGACAUUCAAGUACGGUAUUUGGAGUUUUUUGGUUGAAAAAUCCUGUAGCUGUCAUGCAUGUAGACAUUCCUUACAUGGAAACCAACUUAUACUAACUAUGACUGUAUUUCCUAUUGAAACUAACCAACAUCAUUCCACGCUCAGUUCAUUCUUCUCUUUUAAUAAGGAGCACUUUUCCUGCCUGAGAAAUGUACAGUACAAAUGCAGCUAUACAUUGUACAUUUAAAUAAAAAGGCUUUAUUGACAAUAAAACUAAUAUUUAAGUUUGAA
Messenger RNA from Thunnus maccoyii (southern bluefin tuna), 2173 nucleotides. RefSeq names its product phosphorylase kinase, gamma 2 (testis) (gene phkg2). Gene Ontology annotation, cellular component: phosphorylase kinase complex. Gene Ontology annotation, molecular function: phosphorylase kinase activity; ATP binding; calmodulin binding. Bases 218 to 1390 code for a protein of 390 amino acids. NCBI's taxonomy places the organism in Eukaryota, Metazoa, Chordata, Actinopteri, Scombriformes, Scombridae. The record is from RefSeq and is a predicted model, not a curated record. The transcript has 10 exons. Gene Ontology annotation, biological process: glycogen biosynthetic process; protein phosphorylation.